AUGGAUGAUCAGCUGAUCUGUGAAAUCCAGGAACUUCUACAUCUUUACCAGAAAUCCUCCACUAAACCUGAAUCUACUCUCCUUCUACAGGAGCAGUCCUACAGGAUGGAAGGUGAUCCACAAGUGUUGGAGGAUGAUCCAGAUCAAAAAGGUGGAGCAGGCGGAGGACAGGUAAUGAGUGAGAGUUCAGCAGCCUCUACUACUACACUGACUGCAGGACCCCUGCCCACAAACUCAAUUAAUCAGUCAGACUCUAAGCUUUACAACAUGAGCAAGAUCAAAGAGCUUUCUAAAGAUUUCAGGGACAAGAUCAUAGACCUGCACAAGGCUGGAAUGGGCUACACAACCAUAAGUAAGACUCUGGAUGAACAACACUGCAUCAAGCUGAAGGACACUCUGAAAUUGAACUACGAGCGUUUACUGAUUGGAAGUUCACAGACAGGUCAUCAGGAGUUUCUGGAAGAUAUCUACACUGAGCUCAUUAUAGUGCAGAAUAAAAGUGGAGGAGUCAUUAAUGAACAUGAAGUGAUGCAAAUAGAGAUGUCUCCCAAUAAAGCUGGCAGUGAGGAAGAGUGUAUAAAAUGCUGUGAUAUUUUUAAAGUCCAGCCGGGUACAGGUCGACGGAACAGAAAAGUGAUGACAAUGGGAAUUGCAGGAGUCGGGAAAACUGUGUCAGUCAACAAAUUCAUACUGGACUGGGCAGAAGGAAAGGAGAACCAGGACAUUCAGUACAUUUUCCCUCUGCCCUUCCGUGAACUGAAUCUGAAGAAAGAGAAGGAGUUCAGUUUGAUUGAACUACUGAAUAACUGCUUUUUUUCCUCAAAGCCUGCACUGAAGUCUCUUCCAGAAGAAGAUGGUAAAGUGCUGUUUAUUUUUGAUGGGCUGGAUGAGUAUCGUUACCCACUGGAAUUUGAAGAUGGAAAGGAAGUAAAAGAUGUGAAUGAGAAGAGUAAAGUAGGUUUACUGAUCACAAAUCUCAUCAACAGAAAUUUGCUUUCCUUUUCUCUAGUCUGGGUAACUUGUCGACCAGCAGCAGCGCAUCUGAUUCCCCAGCAAUACAUCAAUCUGGUGACAGAAGUGCGGGGAUUUAAUGAUGAACAGAAGGAGGAGUACUUCACCAAAUACUGCAAAACAGAGGAUGUAGCAGAGAAAAUAAUUUCACACAUAAAGAAGUUAAAGAGUCUCCACAUCAUGUGUCAAAUCCCAGUCUUCUGCUGGAUCUCUGCCACUGUGCUUCAGCCACUGAUGGAUAAAGAGACUGAGAAGAACAUCCCCACAACCCUGACAGAAAUGUACAUGAGCUUCCUACUGCAGCAGAAAAACCUGAUGAAGGAGAAAUACAGUCAGAAGACUGACACUGACCCUGAGCGCAUCAUUCUGAAGCUCGGUGAACUGGCUUUCUGUAAUCUUGAGAGUGGAGAGCUGAACUUCUAUGAGGACAAUCUUAAGAAAUGUGGGAUUGAUGUUACUGAUGGUACAGUGUUCUCAGGAGUGUGUACACAGAUUUUCAGCCAGCGGAAAGGAAUUUCUAAGAGAAACAUUUUCAGCUUUGUGCAUCUGAGUGUUCAGGAAAGCCUUGCAGCUGUAUAUGUGCAUCACUCACACUGCAAUAAGAAGAAGAAUGUGUUCAAAAACAAAGUUUUGGACAAAGUUUUGUUGAUUAAUAAGAGGAUAACAGAUCUCCAUAAGAGUGCCGUGGACAGAGCUUUGCAGAGUGAAAAUGGACACCUGGACCUUUUCCUCCGCUUCCUCCUCGGCCUCUCAGUGAAGGACAGUCAGGAGGUCCUGACCGAACUUCUGCCAAGCCUGAAGAUCAAAGCAGAGAGCAUUAGCAACACAGCUAACUACAUUAAGGAGAAACUGAAAGAGGAAAUGCAGUCUGACAGAAGCCUGAAUCUCCUCCACUGCCUGAGUGAACUGAAGGACAACUCACUCACUGCUGAAAUCCAGAACUUCCUGAACUCAGGAAAUCUCUCAAAACAGGAACUCUCAUCCACACAGUGGUCAGCUCUGAUCUUUGUGCUGAUGAUGUCAGAGGAGAUUCAGGAGAAGAUUGAACUGAAGAAAUACAGAGCAUCAGAAGAAGGACUGAGGAGAUUACUGCCUGUGGUGAAAAACACACAGAGAGCUCUAUUAGCUUCAUGUAACCUUGGACAAAAGACAUGUGAAAACCUUGGAUCAGUUUUAAAGCUGGAAAACUCCUCCCUGAAAGAGCUGGACCUCAGUAACAAUGACCUGCAGGAUUCAGGAGUGGAGCUGCUCUCUGCUGGACUGAAGAGUUCACACUGUAAACUGCAGAUUGUCAGAUUAGCUUCAUGUAAUCUUGAAGUAAAGAUGUGUGAAAGUCUUGGAUCAGUUUUAAAGCUUCAAAACACCUCCCUUAAAGAACUGGACCUCAGUAACAAUGACCUGCAGGAUUCAGGAGUGGAGCUGCUCUCUGAUGGACUGAAGAGUUCACACUGUAAACUGCAGAUUCUCAGAUUAUCUGGGUGUAUGAUCACAGAAAAAGGCUGUUCUUCUCUGGCUUCAGCCCUGAGUUCAAACCCCUCCCACCUGAAAGAGCUGGAUCUGACCUACAACCACCCAGGAGAGUCAGGAGAGAAGCUGCUUUCUGCCAGACUGGAGGAUCCACAUUGCUCACUGGAGACACUCAGAAUGGAACAUGGAGGGAACAUCAGAAUCAAAUCUGGAUUAAAGAAAUACGGCUGUGAUUUCACGCUGGAUCCAAACACAAUAAGCCGUCAUCUCUCUCUGAGUGAGGAGAACAGGAGGGUGGAGUGGAGGGCGGAGCGGCAGUCAUAUCCUGAUCAUCCAGAGAGGACAAUGAGUGGGGAUAAAUCCAGGAAAACGAGAUCGGUGUUAAAAAGCAUCACGGACCGAGAAACGGAGAAAUUCGACACCUCCACAAGGGAGACAUGGCCGGGAGAUAAUGGCGACAGGGAUAACAAGGGCAGCACGGAGGUAACGCUCGGCUCCAUCCGCCAAGUUGUGAGCGAAGCCAUGAGUGAAUUGAAAGCGGACAUGAGAAAAGAGCUCUCAGAGUUUCGAGCCAGCUUUAGACUCGACCUGAAGGGCUCCUCAGUGCGCCGUUUUGUGGAGGAUUUAAUUAAAGCUGAAUUGGACGGUUCGGAUUCAGAGCUUGGGAUUGAAAGGGCUCAUCGCGUGCUGGCUCCUAAAUCCCCCACCGGUGCUCCACCACGGUCGAUAGUGGUCCGGUUUCUGCAGUUUACAACCAAAGAAAAAGUCCUACAAGCUGCUUGGAAAAAGAAAAUCUCUGUACAAGACUGGAGGGUGUAUUUUGACCAUGAUUAUGCAGAGGAGGUCCAGAGGAGGACAAAGGAGUACACUCCAAUCAAGAAAGUUCUCAAGGAAAACAAAAUCCGCUUUCAAACUUCGCUGUCCAAGCUGCGGGUGCAUUUUGAUUCGGGUACGGUUACAUACAACACCGCCUCAGAAGCAGCUGAGGAUCUGGCCAGGAAAGGAGUGCCUGUGGGAUCCAUCCGGGUGCAGAAAGGAGCUGACCUCACGGAGGAGUUUUUGGCUAGGCUCCUUCCCUGGAAUAUAGCCGGAGGAUUCCGAGAGGGGAGCAAAUCGAAAUUCCAAGAGUCAAUAAGGAAGAAGAAGCUCCGUGGCUUUCAAAGGAUGGGUCAAGAGGAUGAGACAGAGGAGGAUUAA
This is a messenger RNA of Astyanax mexicanus (Mexican tetra), 3675 nucleotides long. Its product is annotated as NACHT, LRR and PYD domains-containing protein 12-like. The coding region runs from base 1 to 3675 and encodes 1224 amino acids. The record is from RefSeq and is a predicted model, not a curated record. Lineage: Eukaryota; Metazoa; Chordata; Actinopteri; Characiformes; Acestrorhamphidae. The transcript has 12 exons. Gene Ontology annotation, molecular function: protein binding.